Messenger RNA from Neltuma alba, 1686 nucleotides. RefSeq names its product probable sugar phosphate/phosphate translocator At1g12500. The record is from RefSeq and is a predicted model, not a curated record. NCBI's taxonomy places the organism in Eukaryota, Viridiplantae, Streptophyta, Magnoliopsida, Fabales, Fabaceae. The transcript has a single exon. Bases 213 to 1280 code for a protein of 355 amino acids.
CCUCACCCUUGGAUCGCAUCCGCCUUCUUUAUUCCUCCUUCCUUUAUUUGUAUAUUAUUUAUUUCUCUCCUUCUCCACCACUCCUCUCUCAGCUCUCUGCGUUUCAGAUCUGACCAUCCCCACCCUUCUCUCUCUCCGCCCUGAUUCUCGUGCUUGUGAUUUUCAGGGAGAGAAAGUCGGGGUUGUUUGGUUUCUCUUAUCGUCCAUUGGCGAUGGUGGAGGCACAGACAUGGACUACGAGGAGAAUGAGCAAUCCCAGGUUGCUGGACACGGCGGCGACUGACAAAGUCCUCGACAUUCCAGCCACCCCGCCUGGAGAUGUUCGGAACAACGCUUACAGCUUCGGAUCCCGCCUCUCCCCCAGUCUAUGCACUGCCCUCAUCAUUGCUUCUUGGUACCUCUCUAACAUCGGUGUUCUCCUUCUCAACAAGUACCUGCUCAGCUUCUAUGGCUAUCGUUACCCCAUCUUCCUCACAAUGCUUCACAUGCUAUCUUGCGCCGCUUACAGCUAUCUUGCCAUUAAUUUCCUUGAACUCGUUCCUCUCCAACAAAUCCACUCCAAGAAACAAUUUCUCAAGAUCUUUGCUUUGAGCGCCAUUUUUUGCUUCUCUGUUGUCUGUGGCAAUACGUCGUUGAGGUACCUUCCGGUUUCUUUUAACCAAGCAAUUGGUGCCACUACUCCUUUCUUUACUGCAAUAUUCGCCUUCCUGAUUACUUGCAAGAAAGAAUCUGGUGGGGUUUACUUGGCCCUCUUGCCCGUAGUUUUUGGGAUUGUUUUGGCCAGUAAUAGCGAACCUUUGUUUCAUUUAUUUGGGUUCUUAGUGUGUGUUGGUUCCACUGCUGGGCGUGCCCUGAAAUCUGUGGUUCAGGGCAUUUUGUUGACCUCUGAGGCAGAGAAACUUCACUCCAUGAAUUUGCUUUUGUACAUGGCUCCAUUGGCAGCCCUGAUAUUGCUUCCCUUCACUCUUUACAUUGAAGGAAAUGUGGCGGCCGUUACGCUUGAAAAGGCUAGAAGUGAUCCGUUCAUCGUGUUCUUGUUGGUUGGGAAUGCAACUGUGGCUUAUCUGGUGAAUCUGACGAAUUUUCUGGUGACAAAACACACCAGUGCGUUGACGCUGCAAGUUCUGGGAAAUGCCAAGGCAGCUGUGGCGGCUGUUGUUUCCGUUUUGAUAUUCAGGAAUCCUGUCACAGUAAUGGGAAUGACGGGAUUCGCCAUUACCAUCAUGGGUGUGGUGCUUUACAGUGAGGCAAAGAAGAGAUCCAAAGCUACCACUCAUUGACAAUAAUUCUCAACAUUCUUUUGUUUAUUUGCAUAAACACGGUGAGCUUAUUUCUUCUUUUUUAUUGCACAAGUUACCUUUGUUUUAAUUCGAUUUCUGUGAAAGAUAGGGGGAAUUGGAUCAAAUUACGGCAAUUGGACUGUAUAGGAGGGAAGGAGAGAGGCAUAGAAUGAUGCUCUUAUUCUCUAUAUUUGUCGCGGUUUAAUGUUCUUGGUAAAGGUGGUGAAGAGAACCCAAAUUCUGUCUCUCUUCGCCUUUGUAACGUUGUACUAUGCUUGUUAUCCAUUGGCAACACACACAUAAAGGAUUCAAAGACAAAAAAACUUAAAUGUAUGAGGGAGGAAAAUUUCCCUUCACUUCAUUUUGUCUAUCUUUGAUUCUAUUUUUGUCCUUUGGUUAUUCUACA